GAAGGUUAGUUUUCGAACUUCUCUUGCUAAUAUAAAUCGGAUCGCACGUCGCAGUGCAUAAAAAACAUAAAACAUUCAAUAAUUUGUGCUAAAAUGGCUCACCUCGUCUCGUGUUUACGCAGGUGCGUUAGCCUUACUAAUCUGAAUCUGUUUACUGGUGUACAGGCUAUCCAGACGGCAUCUUAUCACGAGCGGGUUAUCGAUCACUAUGAGAACCCGCGUAACGUGGGGUCGCUCGAUAAGAAGGAUAAGAAUGUCGGGACGGGUUUGGUGGGGGCACCUGCAUGUGGCGACGUAAUGAAAUUGCAGAUUAAAGUUGAUGAUGAUGGGAAAAUAAUAGAUGCUAAGUUCAAGACCUUCGGCUGCGGCUCGGCUAUUGCCUCCAGCUCUCUGGCUACCGAGUGGGUGAAAGGCAAAACGGUAGAUGAGGCAUUGAAACUGAAGAAUACUGAUAUUGCUAAGGAGCUCUCUUUGCCGCCUGUCAAGCUACAUUGCUCUAUGCUUGCUGAAGAUGCCAUCAAAGCAGCUCUUUCAGACUACAGGAUCAAGCAACAGGACAAAAAGUAAAAAAAAUAUGUAAGGCUCAGGACAGAUCUGUGAUUGUAAAAAUUAGGCAAGAAGGCGGGAGGGGGGAGGGGGACCUGUCUAUGAUAAAUUAUUCUUAGUCUUGGAACAUAGUCAUUAUGACAUGAUAGUGUUGUAUAAAACAGUAAAUCUUCAUGUAUAGAUAUUAUAUUUAAAGUAGACUGAAGCAAGCUGUUUGUCUUUAAAUAAAGUUUAUGAUGAAUUA
Cydia fagiglandana is the source of this 790-nucleotide messenger RNA. RefSeq names its product iron-sulfur cluster assembly scaffold protein IscU (gene IscU). The transcript has 3 exons. Gene Ontology annotation, cellular component: cytoplasm; mitochondrial matrix. Bases 94 to 567 code for a protein of 157 amino acids. NCBI's taxonomy places the organism in Eukaryota, Metazoa, Arthropoda, Insecta, Lepidoptera, Tortricidae. The record is from RefSeq and is a predicted model, not a curated record. Gene Ontology annotation, molecular function: 2 iron, 2 sulfur cluster binding; ferrous iron binding. Gene Ontology annotation, biological process: intracellular iron ion homeostasis; iron-sulfur cluster assembly.